ACAAUGGAAAACUGGCAUCUGAGCGAGUUCAGCCAUGUAAGGAGUUAACUGUUCCAGGGAGAGGGGAGGACCAUUUCAAGAUCACUUUGCUGAAGUGGAUUGGGAGGAGCAUUACAAUGUCACUUUGCUGAAAUGAAACUUAAGUAUACAGUGUACUGAAUAUGGAAUAAACUCUCCCCAGCUCUUCAGAAAUAUCUAUUAAAUACACAGUCUACUAUCUCACAGAAAAUACAAAGAUAUUACCCACAAACACAUGCAGAUAUGCCCACCUCCAGUAGUCUCCUGUAUGAAGAGCAAUUCCUGUGCUCUAUCUGUCUGAAUGUACUGUAGUCACCGAGGAAGGCUGAAGGGCUCAUUAAAGAGCUGGAGCAGGAAACCACUGAGCUAAAGAGGAGAAGCACUGAGCUGGAGCAGCUCUCACACACUGAGGACGACCUAAACCUCCUCCAGAGCUUCCCAUCCCUGUGCAGCCCUCCACUCACCAAGGACAGUGAUCUGUGUGUGGGGACUGUGAGGAGAGCUGUGUCUCAGCUAGAAGAGACAGUCAUGAGUGAGAUGAAGAGGCUGUUUGAUGAUGAGCUGAAGAGGAUUCAGCAGUAUGCAGUGGAUGUUAUUCUGGACCCUGAUACAGCAAGCCCCUGGCUCAUUCUGUCUAAGAAUGGGAAAGAAGUGAGAACUGGAGAAAAAAAACUGAAGCUCCCUGAUAACCCAAAGAGGUUUGAUUCUGCCGUUAAUGUUUUGGGAAAGAAAGGCUUCUCCUCAGGGAGAUUCUACUAUGAGGUAACUGUUACAGGGAAGACUGAGUGGAAUUUAGGAGUGGCCAGAGAGUCUAUCAACAGAAAAGGGACUGUUACAUUAAGCCCUGAUAAUGGACGCUGGGCAGUGAUCCUGAGGGAUGGGAGUAAGUACAUAGCUUGUGCCCCGACCCGUGUCCACCUCUACCUGAGAGAGAAGCCCCAGAAGGUGGGGGUGUUUGUGGAUUAUGAGGAGGGUCAGGUCUCAUUUUAUGAUGUGGAGGCCAGGUCUCAUAUCUACUCUUUCACUGGCUACACCUUCACUGAGAAACUAUAUCCAUACUUCAGCCCUUUGCUCAAUGAUGGUGGUAAAAACUCUACUCCUCUAAUCAUCUCUCCUGUCAAUCACACAGACUGAGUCUGAACCUGAAAUUAACUGACCUGUAAAAUUAGUACCUCAAUUAGAGUUCCCUCUUUCAUCAGGGAGAAUAUUUCACUGUAGAUAAUUAACUGAUGUUUGUUAUUAUUAUUUGACUUCUAAAAGAACAAUCCUUUAUCUGAUCUUAACGGAGCACUGAGCACAGCCACUCUUAAAUAUCACCUGGGCCAGCACAGGUGAAACACCUUCUCACUAAUGAAAUGACAGACCAGCACAGGUGUAACACAUACUGAGUAACGAGGGGACAACCUCCAAAGUCCAACCUCUAAAUAUAAAUGGGAAAAACCAUAGCCUAUAAAUAACAUUGUCAGUCUGUUAGACAUGAUGAGUGCAGAAUGCAGCAGCAAUGUAACAUAGUCUACCUGUAUUAGCAAUAUCUCCAAGGCUCACAACAAGGUAUGACUUCAUAUCUGGGAGAGAGAAUUCAGAGGUUGUUCUGAUUAUUGUUCCCCAUGAUGAUAUCGGGGAGGGGACUUUGGCUCUGUCCGAUAGCACGUUUGUAUGUUUGUCACAUGCGAUAUCUCAGACUGGAUGGCCUGUUUUUGAUGAAACUUGGUUGUAUGAUGUGUUUUGCUGUAGAGAUCUGGCAUGUUCUAAAUGACACAGACUGGCCAGGUGGAGGCACGAAAUCAAGCAACUGAAAAUGCAAAUUUGAAAGGUCACGCCCCUCACCCAGUUUGUCCAAAAGUCAUGAAAUUCAGUACAUCGGUCCUCCUCUUCACAAGGAACAAAUUUGAAGCAGGGAUCCAUAAGGUCCACCAUGAUGGAUAUUACGCCAUUUAGUAUUUUGUGAAUAAUACUUAAAAUGCUACUCCUCUGGCACUGAAUGACCGAUCUGCAAGAAACUUGACAUGCAGCACGUAUGGCCAAACGUCUCUCAACGCAAUAUAUUCCAGACUAGUACCUAAAACAACAUGGUCGUAAUGGCCAAUAAACGUUCAUGUGGUCCGACACAUAAAUCAGUCACAGAUAUUUGUAUUGUAACAAAUUCGGUACACAUGUUGAAAACACUGUCAACAAGACCCAACAUAUGCAAGAACAUUCAUAUCGACCACAAGGUGGCACUAUAACGGGCACAUGUUUUGUUAAUAUCAGCAUUGUCUAGUUUGAAUUUGCCGGGGGAAGGGGGAGUAUCAUUGAGGAGGACGAAAUGUUUAAUGUUGCAUUGUUUUAAUUCUGAUAAUAUCGGCACUAUAUGUUUGUUUUACUUAGAUAUAUAGAAUGCAUAUACUCUGUUGAUCGUCACUAGCUGUAAUGGACACUGAGUAACAUUCAGUUGGUAGAGCAUGGUGUUUGCAACGCCAGGGUUGUGGGUUCGAUUCCCAUGGGGGACCAGUACAGAAAGAAAAAAAAAUGUAUGAAAUGUAUGCAUUCACUGCUGUAAGUCGCUCUGGAUAAGAGCGUCUGCUAAAAUGACUAAAAUGUAAAAUUCAGGAUGUCUGGAUAAUUAAAUUCAGUUGAAUAGUGAUACAAUUGGUAUUCAGUCUAGCACAGCACCAGAGCUUUAGAAUAGUGAUGGGUAUUUAUGACAUCAGCCUUAUUCUAUGAAAUAUGAUUGAAUGCCAUUUUUUUUGGGGGGGGGGUAUAUUAUAUGGGGUGUUUAAUCGUCUGUUUCUAUGGUUUUGAUGACUCAUUGUCACUGCAUUUCAACAUCACCUUGUCGAAAUAAAACUAAAGUAUACAGUGUAUUGUGUACGGUACCAAACUCUC
Salmo salar (Atlantic salmon) is the source of this 2883-nucleotide messenger RNA. NCBI's taxonomy places the organism in Eukaryota, Metazoa, Chordata, Actinopteri, Salmoniformes, Salmonidae. The record is from RefSeq and is a predicted model, not a curated record.